Cladophialophora immunda is the source of this 1443-nucleotide messenger RNA. RefSeq lists its product as uncharacterized. Bases 89 to 1309 code for a protein of 406 amino acids. Gene Ontology annotation, biological process: cytoplasmic translation. Gene Ontology annotation, molecular function: structural constituent of ribosome; RNA binding. The record is from RefSeq and is a predicted model, not a curated record. Lineage: Eukaryota; Fungi; Ascomycota; Eurotiomycetes; Chaetothyriales; Herpotrichiellaceae. The transcript has 2 exons. Gene Ontology annotation, cellular component: ribosome.
CCCAAGUGUCUUUGUACAUCAAUGCUCAAGACAAUGAGUUGAUCAACGAGAGGCAAACGUCGGGGCGUGUCUUCUAGAGCCGCUCAACAUGCUACAACCCCGAAUACCUUUCCGGUCGCUGUGCAGGAGAUGUCAGCUUCCGUCACCCAGCUUGCGCAGGACCUACGCGCAGGUCCAAGUCAUUGACCCCGUGCACCCGAGCGGUUCAGUCACAGAACCUCCCAGCACAGAUCUCCCUCUCGCUCAAGCUGAUGACCGAACCUCACUCUCCAAAUUCGAAGUUCGCCUACGCCGAUACACUCCUCGAACGCCGGGUAUUCGACAUUUGGUCCGUCCAUUGAACGAACAUUUAUGGAAAGGCCGACCGCACUUUUCCCUCACGUUUCCCAAGAAGGGUCAUGGCAAAGGUGGCCGAAAUCAUACUGGCCAUGUGGUGGUUAGACACCGUGGAGGUGGACAUAAGAGAAGGAUAAGAAUUGUCGAUUUUGCAAGGCGUACCGGCGGCAGGCAUCUUGUCGAGCGAAUCGAGCACGACCCCGGCCGUACUGCUCAUAUCGCCCUCGUCAAGAACCUCCAGACCGAGGAAAGGAGUUACAUUCUAGCGGCAGAAGGGUUGCGAGCUGGUGACACUGUCGAGAGCUACCGGUCCGGUCUCCCGCAGUCACUCAUUGACGAAAUGGGUGGACAUAUCGACCAGGGUGUCCUAGCGUCCAAAACCGCACACCGGGGCAACUGUCUGCAGUUGGGAAUGAUCCCUGUCGGCACCCCCAUAUUCAACAUUACUCCCACGAAAGGCGACAUUGGGAAGAUCUGCCGAAGUGCAGGAACACAUGGAAUCAUUAUCGGCAAAGGGGAGGACACGGUGCAGAAAGAGAUGAUGAAGUUGAUUGGUGACAGUGGUGACAUGGAUCUGUCUUCGUUAAGCACGGAUCAAUUGAGAAAGUUCGAAAAAGCGGCCAACUAUGUUACGGUGCGCUUGUCCAGUGGUGAGGUCCGACUCAUCGACAAAGACGCUGUAGCAACCAUUGGUGUUGCAAGCAAUGUCAACUUCAAAUAUACCUCUCUGGGCAAGGCGGGUCGAUCGCGCUGGCUCAACAUUCGACCAACUGUGCGAGGUGUGGCCAUGAACGCAGCAGACCAUCCGCACGGUGGUGGUCGAGGAAAAUCCAAGGGUAAUCGCAUCCCGGUGAGCCCCUGGGGAGUUCCGGCGAAAUCCGGCUACAAGACGCGAGACAAGCACAAAGUAAACCCUCUCGUUGUCACCCAACGUCCCCGGAACCAGGGACGACGCAGAAGAGGUUAUGCAUAGAUUAGCACAUGUAUCAAUACGAGGUCUUCCUGGCAUAGACGCACUGUAAAUGCCCCUCCCGGACACUGGCCUGUCUUUGGCGGCCUAGCAAUUGUGGUUGUAGAACUACUUUAGAUUUCUCUCCGUUCACCUCU